CACAAUUCGCAUCGCAUACAUACUCAAAGUCGAGCCAUUCCUUUAACUUUUUCCGUUUAUACUUCUUCUUUACUUUCUGAUAUCAGCAUAUAUGGCAGCAAAGCUAAUAUCCACCGGUUUUCGGCACACUACUUUGCCGGAUAACUAUGUUCGGCCACUCUCCGACCGUCCAUGUCUCUCCGACGUCUCUCCACUUGAAGAUUUCCCUCUCAUCGACUUAUCUUCCAUAGAUCGAUCCCGGCUAGUCCAACAAAUCCGCCAAGCUUGCUCCCGAUUCGGAUUUUUCCAGGUCAUAAAUCACAGAGUUAGCAAAGAUACAAUAGAUGGAAUGGUGAGGGUUGCGAACGAGUUCUUUAGCAUGUCUAUGGAGGAAAAAAUGAAGUUGUAUUCGGACGAUCCAACGAAGACGACAAGAUUAUCAACGAGCUUUAAUGUGAAAAAAGAAGAGGUCAACAAUUGGAGAGACUAUCUUAGACUCCAUUGUUAUCCUAUCAGCAAGUAUGUCCAUGAGUGGCCUUCAAACCCUCCUUCUUUCAAGGAAAUUGUGAGUAGAUACAGUACAGAAGUAAGAGAACUGGGGUUUACAAUAGAGGAACUGAUAUCAGAGAGCCUGGGUUUAGAAAAAGACCACAUGAGAAAAGUGCUUGGUGAACAAGGUCAACACAUGGCAGUCAACUAUUACCCUCCAUGUCCUGAGCCUGAGCUCACUUAUGGUUUACCUGCCCAUACCGACCCAAAUGCCCUCACCAUUCUUCUUCAAGAUGCUACCGUUUGUGGUCUCCAGAUCUUGAUCGACGGUCAGUGGUUCGCCGUUAAUCCUCGUCCUGGUGCUUUUGUCAUUAACAUUGGUGACCAGUUCCAGGCAUUGAGUAACGGAGUAUACAAAAGUGUUUGGCAUCGAGCAGUAACAAACACUGAAAAGCCGAGACUAUCGGUGGCCUCAUUUCUAUGCCCAGCUGACUGUGCUGUCAUUAGUCCGCCAAAGCCCUUGUGGGAAACCGAGGAGGGCGAGGCUAAGCCAAUCUACAGAGACUACACUUACGCAGAGUACUACAAGAAGUUUUGGAGUAGGGAUCUGGACCAACAUUGCCUUGAGAACUUUCUAAACCACUAGAUACUAUACGAUAUCAUAAGUCCGGCAAAGCCCUUGUGGCAAACCGAGGAGGACGAGGCGAAACCAAUUUAUACGCAGAGGACUACAAGAAGUUUUGAAGUAGGGAUCUGGACCAACAUUCCCUUGAGAACUUUCUAAACCACUAGGGUUUCAAAUAAGCAGCUCUUCCUCAGUUACUGUGAGUCUCCUCUUCUCAUAGACAAUCUCCCCUGUUUUUCAAUGUAUGGUUUCUUGAAUGGAGAAGAGAAGUGGGACGAAAUGUUGGAUGCUAUUUUCGAGGAACCUAGAGAUCGUUUGAGAUGAUUCUCCUGAAUACUGGUCAUGGAUAUCGAUUCCAAACUCUAGGUUUAAGGAAGUUCUAAUGGUAUGUUGGUUUGAGAUCCGAGGCAACAUAAGCACGUCAGUGCUCUUCCAAGCACAGUUUAUGGAGAUUACCUUGUUUUAAAAGGAGCAUUUGGAUUUAGGUCCCGGCCAUUAGAGACGAAGUUCGGGUCUACAAGAACCGGGCCUUUAUCCGUUUUAUCAGGCUCAAAUAAUAUCUUCUCUUCUCUCUAGUUGUAGGCUCAUCUUCUUGUAACUUAAAGAGAAGCCCAAUGCAGUUUUAACGAAGACAACAGACAUAUCCGUUGAUUAUUGUACUGCUACUGCUUGUUUUUAUUUACUACUGAUUGUUAAGCAUAAAGCAUUGAUCACAGUUUAUAUUAUUACGAUUUUUA
Eruca vesicaria subsp. sativa (arugula) is the source of this 1830-nucleotide messenger RNA. NCBI's taxonomy places the organism in Eukaryota, Viridiplantae, Streptophyta, Magnoliopsida, Brassicales, Brassicaceae. The record is from the annotation of a GenBank genome assembly.